AUGCUCAAGGGCGGCAUGCGCGCAGACGACAAAGAGGUGCUGCGCAUCGCUACUGAGCUCCUGAGUGUUCUGAAGUAUCUGGGUUCCCUGCGGCCCCCCGUGGUGCACCGGGACAUCAAGCCGGAGAAUGUGGUGCUGGAGGGCGGGGCCUGGGGGGGCCGCGUGUACCUCAUCGACUUCGGCGGCGUGCAGGGGGCGAGCCCCACAGGUGACUCGCUCGCUUCCACAAUUGUGGGAACAUUUGGCUACCUCGCACCGGAGCAAUUCAGGGGGGCGGCCACUCCUGCAAGCGACCUGUACGCGCUGGGUGGCACACUGCUCUACCUGGUGUCGGGGCAGCCGCCCUAUGCUUUUCCCCAGGAACGCAUGCGCGUUGCCUAUAAGGACCAAGUCACAACUGGGCCGCAACUGGGUGAGCUGCUUGACGGGUUGCUGGAGCCACAGGCAGAAGACCGCGUCACAGCGCAGGAGGCCAUCGACAUUGCCACGGGCAAGGCAGCCAGGAGGCGCAUGACAGCCACCAUCGGGCGCGAGUCGAUGGCGCAGAAUGCCGCCAGUGUGGGCGUUAAGCGCACAGUGACGCUACCAGACGGCAGCGUGGUUGAAAUAAUGGGCAGCGGCGCAGCUGGGCGGCCCCUGCCGCGCAACGUGAAAAGGCCCACGGGCACGCGUGUGGUGUUGGAUCGUACUGCCGGGCGUCUUGACCUGGAGAUUCCUCCAGAGGGCAUCAGCGGCAACAGCGUUGGCACCGGGGUUUUUGCGGUUGCAUGGAACGCCUUUGUUGCGUUUUGGACUUUUUCAGCGCUAGCUAGCGGCGGCAUCCUAUUUGCACUCUUCUCCGCACCCUUCUGGUUCGCUGGCUGGCAGCUGGCAGGCCAGGCCUUCGGCGGCGCGCUGACAAGGGAGCGCUUCGCCAUUGGCCGCAACAAGUUCCGCCUGGCGCAGGAACUUGCUGUGUUGGAAGGAGGCGUGGCACGAUUCCUGGGGCAGGGGUACCGCAGCGAAGAGGGGGAUGUCAGCGACAUUGCAGGGGCGCGCAUCAUCACCACUGUCAUUGUCAACGGCGCCCCCCGCACGGCUAUAGAAGUGGUGGCGGGCGUCAACAAGUACAG
Monoraphidium neglectum is the source of this 1112-nucleotide messenger RNA. RefSeq names its product serine/threonine protein kinase. Gene Ontology annotation, molecular function: protein serine/threonine kinase activity; ATP binding. Gene Ontology annotation, biological process: protein phosphorylation. The record is from RefSeq and is a predicted model, not a curated record. Lineage: Eukaryota; Viridiplantae; Chlorophyta; Chlorophyceae; Sphaeropleales; Selenastraceae. The transcript has 7 exons. The annotation marks the transcript as partial.